AUGGAUCUGGCCUACGAUCACAUCCAGGAGAGCGCCCUCCCGAAGGACGCCGAUAAGAAGAAGGGCGACUCCACGGACACCAAAAAUGACCAGCCGCAGGCGUCGCUGAACGAGGACCUCCAGGAGGCCUACAAGGCUCUCUCGACGAGUGCUUGGGGCAUGAGGAUCGGCGGCUUCUUGGGGAACGCUGUCAAGCAGGGGCAAUCCGUCUACAAGGAGGCGUCCAAAGAGGUCGCAGAGCUGGGGGAAGAUGCCGCCAAGGGCUUCACCUCCAUCGUCAACCGUACCCGGUCGCUCACCGUCAACACGGUGCAGGGCGAGCCUUCCGGGGAUAAGGGCAAGGAAGCCGAUAACCAGACCACGCCGACGAUGACACGCGACCAGGCCGCCGCCGCCGCCGACGAUGCCAUGAGCAACUCGGAAACUUACAUGACAAAGUUCCGCGCCGAGGCGGCGAGGAGGCUCAAGGAGCUCCAAAAGGCGGAAGACGCUGCCGACGAGGCCCUCCUGCGCUUCGGCACCAACAUCAGCAACUUUUUGAAAGAGGCGGUCAGCAUCGCGCCGCCCUCCGACGCGACCAACCAGAGCGGCGCCGUCCUGUUCGAGAGCAAGGACGCCCAGGGAAAGAGAGUCAUUCACACAUCGAGGCAGGAUGCACAGCUUCACGUCAUUCACACGAGCACCGAGAGUUUCACAACGGAUCCCGCAACGGAGGAGUUUUCGACCUGGGGCAAGACUUUUGAUGUGGAGUCCAAGACUGGGGACAUUAGUGACGAUCUGAAGAAAUACCCUGAGCUGCGGACAACAAUGGAGAAGCUGGUGCCCGAUCAGGUCCCGUACGCCGAGUUCUGGAAGAGAUACUACUUCCUCAGACACGGCAUGGAGGCCGCCGAGGCCCGCCGCCGAGACCUCCUCAAGGCCGCGUCCGCCGAAGACGAAGUUGGCUGGGACGAGUCCGACUCCGAAGAGUCCGAUUCCGACGAGUCCGACGCCGCUCCCGCUCCCGCUCCCGCUGCCGCACCCAAGGCCGAGCAGAAGAAGCCCGUCCGGCCGCCGUCGACCGAGUCCUCCACCACCAUCCAGCCGCCCCCUGCCCCCACCUCCCAAUCCACCCUCAAACCCACCGAAGCCCGCAAGUCCAAUGACGAAAAGUCCCAGGCCGAUAGCGAGGCCAGCUACGACGUCGUCGGCGCCGCCUCGGGCGUCCCCAGCCGCGCCCCCAACAGCCCCAAGGAGGCGCGCAAGGCCGAAGAAAGCAGCGAUGACAGCGACGACAGCGACAGUGACGCCGACUGGGAGUAG
This is a messenger RNA of Colletotrichum chrysophilum, 1302 nucleotides long. RefSeq lists its product as uncharacterized. The transcript has 3 exons. The record is from RefSeq and is a predicted model, not a curated record. Gene Ontology annotation, cellular component: cytoplasm. Lineage: Eukaryota; Fungi; Ascomycota; Sordariomycetes; Glomerellales; Glomerellaceae. The coding region runs from base 1 to 1302 and encodes 433 amino acids.